Archocentrus centrarchus (flier cichlid) is the source of this 2361-nucleotide messenger RNA. Its product is annotated as F-box only protein 40-like. Gene Ontology annotation, molecular function: zinc ion binding; protein binding; ubiquitin protein ligase activity. Bases 151 to 2301 code for a protein of 716 amino acids. The transcript is spliced from 6 exons. The record is from RefSeq and is a predicted model, not a curated record. Gene Ontology annotation, cellular component: cytoplasm. NCBI's taxonomy places the organism in Eukaryota, Metazoa, Chordata, Actinopteri, Cichliformes, Cichlidae.
AUCUUACACCCCGGGACUCUGGUGAUAUCCUGUCACAGUCUGUUUACAUGCAUCGGGCUCAGACUGAUCCUACUGAGAGAUUAAAAGUUUCCUCUCUGUUUGCAAGGCAGACCUGCAGCUUCAGAAGCCUGGCAACAGAAGAGCUUAAAAAUGAGUCACCGUUCUCGGGCAUCCAGGGUGCGAAACCACCUCCACUGUGAUACCUGCUACAGCCGGCGCUGCAGGGUUCGGGUGGAGGUCUCUGUGUGCUGCGCGGUCAUCCCCUGCCGCCUGCUCUGUGGUGCUGUCUUCCACCUGUGCAAAGAAGAGGAUCACCUGCUGCUCUGCCCUAAUGUGAGGGUACCCUGCAUCAAUGCUGAGUACGGCUGCCCGGUCCAGCUGCCACGCUCCUCACGGGCAGCUCACCUGCAGGUGUGCCCGGCCAGCGUGGUGUGCUGCUCCAUGGAGUGGAACCGCUGGCCGGCCAAUGAUGCCCAUUCUUUCCCCACCACAGAGCUGCAUGAAAACCUGCUCAGAGAGAGAGAGCAGGGAGGGUGUCUCGACCUGGCUCUGGCUUUGAAAGACCAAGACCGCCUGUUUAACUCCAUGAAGAUGAAGAAACUGUUCCCAGAGCUGAUCCAGAGUGUGAAGGAGGAGGAGAGGGAGGAAGAGAGGAUAGAGGAGGAAAGGAGGAAAGACAAGGAGAAGAAGAAAAAGGCCAUCUUGGAGAAGGAGGCAGCAGAAAGGGAAGCUGCAAAACAAGCCAGUCAGCUCGCCUGGGAGUCUUUUAACAUAUUCAAUCUUAAUACCCCUGAUGACAAUGAGGAUGAAGAGGAUGAGGAUGAAGAGGUUGAGGUUGAAGUUGAAUAUGAACAGGGGCUCACACAGGAGGAGAGAGAGGCUCUUGCAAGGGCAACAGAAAUAGAAGCUGGUAAUCUAGAAAGCUACAACGCCUGGGAGCGAAUGUUCAGUAUGGAGAUGGGUGGCUGCAGGGAAGCUGAAGGGACAGCUGUGGCCGGCAGAGGAAGGGGACUGUCUGAAGGGAGGGGGAAAGGCUUGAGCACUGUGAUGGAAGAAAAUACAGCAGAUACCUGUGUAGGUGCAACAGCAUCAAACACCUGCAAACUGCUGACCGGUGCUCUGAAUCGGAGGAAGAAGUUUGCAUAUGAACGCAUAGAGCCAAUGAAGAUCAUCACUGUGCGGACUUUUAAAGUCCCGACCAGCUUUUCUGCCAAGCAGGGCCGCAUCCGCAACCCUGGUUUCUACAAAAGAGAGAGCAAAGCUGUGGAUACCAGUGACCUAGGGGUGGUGCCAGAGGACAUGCCAGUCUGGGAGGAAGUUCAGGCCUCUCUGCUGUGCUCCCUGGAGAAGGAGCAGAGAGGUCACCUCAUUGCGGAGAGCGUGUGCACAGACGGUCUCUUAACAGAUGAAGGCACGCAGACCUACAGCUUCCUGUCCACUCCUUUCCGGAGAAAUACAUCGCUUGCCGACCUGACGGCUGGAAAACUGCUGGAGCUGCACCUUCAGCUGCAGGUGGAGAGCGUCACCAGCCGACAUCACAAGGCCAGCUCCGCCUUCACCUUCCUCUGCGGACACACCUUCCAGCGCAGAGAAUAUGGCAAACAUUAUAAGAACGUCCACAGUGAUAUCCAGAUGGGUAUAAACGGGUGGUUUGAGCAGAGAUGCCCGCUUGCGUACCUGGGAUGCACCUACAGCCAGAGGAGAUUUCAGCCUUCCACAUACACAGCAACCGUGAACUACAAUGAGGAUCUAGGCUGCUUCAGCCUGAUUCCCACCAUCCCCGUUUACUUGGGCGACACUUCUCAGACGUCCAGGAGCACAGGUGCCUCCUCCAGCUUUACUCAGAGGACAAGAGGCAGUCGAGCAGGAGGAGGGGACGACUCGCUGAGCUCGCUUCCUUACGAGGUGCUGUGCCACGUGGCCAGUUUCCUGGACAGUUUUUCCCUGUCCCAGCUGGCUUUGGUGUCCCGCCUGAUGAGGCAGGUGUGCUCCUCUCAGCUGCAGGAGAGAGGGAUGGUCACCCUCCACUGGGAAAGGAAGACCUACUCACAUGGAGGAGCCAAGUGGAGGGUGAAGCAGAGGGUCUGGCAGUUCAGUACCUUGUUCUCUCCGGUGGAUACUUGGUGCUUCCAGGAGGGGCCGCCCAUCUCAGAGCAUAUAAAGGUGUGUCCUUACUACGAGAGGGAGUCCAGGAUGGAGAAGAUUCAUCUGCCACAUUUUCGAGAAGAAACCCAGACCAACACAAGCUGCAAAGCUCCCACUCUGGUUACCUUGUUCCAGCAGAAGAGGAUCCUGAUGUAGUUCAUUAUAAACAUCUGCUUUGGAUUUUUAUUGCAUGUUUUCCCCUCUAUUCCUAUUAUU